Molecule: messenger RNA, 973 nt
Organism: Oreochromis aureus
Lineage: Eukaryota; Metazoa; Chordata; Actinopteri; Cichliformes; Cichlidae
Product: Na(+)/H(+) exchanger beta-like
Exons: 5
Coding region: 144-809 (221 amino acids)
Biological process (GO): regulation of pH; sodium ion transport; proton transmembrane transport
Cellular component (GO): membrane
Molecular function (GO): sodium:proton antiporter activity
Source: RefSeq, a predicted model, not a curated record
GUUUCAAUAGCGGGUGUUUAUCCCCCCCUCCCCUCUGCACGUGCCAGGUUAGGGCUUGCCAAAGUUUUUGAUUGGGGUUCCAGCGGCUUCCACAUUUAUCUACCCAUGUGCCUGAUAGGUGCCUUUUUAUUGUGGUGGGCUUGAUGUUCGGGGGACUCUUUAUGGCCGGUGGACAGGAAGUCCCACAAAUCCUCCAUAAAUUAUUCUUUCUCUGCCUGCUUCCACCCAUCGUCUUAGAUGCUGGCUACUUCCUGCCCAUCGAACCCUUACUAGAGAACCUGGGCAGAGUUCUGUUAUUUGGCUUUGUGGGUUCCAUUUGGAAUGCCCUCUUUGUUGGGGGCAUUCUUUAUGGAGUGUGUAAGAUUGGCACAGGCAGUACUGUACUUACCAACACAGGUCUACUGCAGUGCCUGCUCUUUGGAUCCAUCACAUCAGCAGUGGAUUCUGCUGCUGUAUUUGAGAAGAUCCAAAUGAAAGAAAUCUUGCACAUCCUGCUGUUCGGCGAGUCAAUCCUGAGCGAUGCUGUAGCUGUGGUAUUGUAUCGUCUUUAUCAGGAAUUUUAUGUUACUGCCUCAGUGACAUUCCUGAAGAUCUUCCUGGGAGUCAUCGCUUUCAGUUUAGCUGGACUGGGUGGCAUCCUAGUUGGAUCUUGCUACGGCAUCCUCACUGCCUACACCACACGCUUCACCUCCAAUACGGGCAUCGUUGAGCCUCUUGUGGUUUUUUCGUAUUGGAACAUGGCCUACCUGUCAGCUGAGAUGUUCAACCUCUCUGGCAUCAUUGCGCCUAGGUGGCACUGGUGCGUCUAACAUUUUUUUCUUUGGUGCACCAGCACAAAACUUAGGUGAUCCAACGGAUUUUCUCUGUAUCUUCUUUUACUGUUUACUGUAUGUAUCUACCCGUGUGACACAUCGACAGCACAACUGAUCAGUUGAGCUGACUUCUCAUCUGAUCAGUUGUGCUGUCUUGGUCC